Molecule: messenger RNA, 894 nt
Organism: Zasmidium cellare ATCC 36951
Lineage: Eukaryota; Fungi; Ascomycota; Dothideomycetes; Mycosphaerellales; Mycosphaerellaceae
Exons: 1
Coding region: 1-894 (297 amino acids)
Molecular function (GO): oxidoreductase activity
Source: RefSeq, a predicted model, not a curated record
AUGGCACCACCCUCAAUCCUCGUCCUCGGCCUCGGCGAACUCGGCCACGAAGUCGUCAAAAGCCUCGCCCACCACCCCAAACGAGGCACCACCACCCUCUCCGUCCUGCUACGAUCCCAAAACCCCACCCACCUGCAACUCCUCCGCGCCUGGAACAUCACCCCUGUCUUCGCCGACGUCGUGCAGGACUCCCCCGCCACCCUCGCCAAACUCUUCAGCAACUACCACACCGUGCUCUGCUGCGUAGGAAUGUACGCGCCGCCAGAAACGCAACCCAAAAUCGCUCGAGCCGCGCUGGAAGGCGGUGUGCAGCGCUACUUCCCCUGGCAGUACGGCAUCGACUACGACGUCGUCGGACGGAACAGUUCGCAGAACCUGUUCGACAGCCAGCUGGACGUGCGGGAGCUUUUGCGGGGGCAGAGCGCGAUGAAGUGGGUGAUUGUGUCGACGGGGAUGUUUAUUUCGUUUUUGUUUGAGCCGGCGUUUGGGCUUGUUGGGGAGGGGAGGGAUGUGGUUAUGGGGAUUGGGGGGUGGGGGAAUGAGAUUACGGUUACGGCGCCGGUGGAUAUUGGGCGGGUGACGGCGGAGAUUGCGUUGGGGCAUGAGGGGGUGGAGGGGGUGGUUUUUGUGUCUGGGGAUACGGUUUCGAUGGGGCGGUUGGCGGAUGUUGUUGAGGGGGUUAUGGGGAGGAAGGUGGAGAGGGUGCUGAAGACUGUGCCUGAGUUGAAGAAGGAGUUGGAGGAGGCGCCGGAGGAUUCGAUGAGAAAGUAUCGGGUAGUGUUUGCGGAGGGGAAGGGUGUUGCGUGGAGUAAGGCCGAGUCUUUUAAUGAGGUUCAGGGGAUCACGACGCAGACUGUGGAGGAGUGGGCGAGGGAAAAUCUGAAGAAGCAGUGA